Colias croceus (clouded yellow) is the source of this 2353-nucleotide messenger RNA. RefSeq lists its product as uncharacterized. NCBI's taxonomy places the organism in Eukaryota, Metazoa, Arthropoda, Insecta, Lepidoptera, Pieridae. The record is from RefSeq and is a predicted model, not a curated record. Gene Ontology annotation, cellular component: nucleus. The transcript is spliced from 6 exons. Bases 1 to 1029 code for a protein of 342 amino acids.
AUGAAUUCGGGAACGAAUAAAAUGAAUUCAAACUUAACAGGUUUGUGGGUGAACUUUUUCACGGCUGCAGGGAUUCCUUCGGAAGUGGCAGCAACAUACGCCCUGACCUUUACGGAAAAUAGAAUACAGAAUGAUAUGCUGCUUGAUUUGAACAAAGAAUAUCUAAGAGACAUGGGUAUUGUGCGAAUGGGGGACAUCAUAGCUAUAUUAAGACAUGCUAAACAAGUUCACGAGAACAAUGCAAGAGAUAAAGUUUUGAACACCACUACAGUUACAAACAAGGUCCCUGUGGCUGCAGUGACUGGACGCGCAACGGUCACACAGCCUUCAUCCCCUGCCAGUCGUAUCCUGGAACAUUACACACGCAAUCCAUCUCGAGACACUUCCCCUGUGACAGUUGUGCAGCAGAAGAGGAAGUCAAACGAAAUGGACCCAGAAACAGACCUGAGUAUCAAAAAGGCGAGGCUCAUCCGCUUCAGCGCCACAAAGCAGACACAAGCACUACCAACUAAAGAAGCACCACAAAGUAAGACAGUGUUCGCUCGACUCGGAACCUCUAGUCAGUUGGAAAGCAAACCAGUUCAAAAGGAGAUGAAUAAGCAAGUUUUUUCGCGCCUCGGUACCAAAGAUAAACCAGACGUGGUUAUACCCGUACAGAAAGACGCGCUAAAAUACGAGGGUAUUCUGAAAAGUCCGCCCGUAGUGAAAAGAAGUUUCACAGUGACAACAACCAAGAAUAAUGUCAGGAAAAUUGUUGUUGGACGCACAAUGCGCGCGGACGAAACACCUGUCAGUGUAAGGGAAAAACUCGCCGUUCCUAAAGCAAAGUCGGUGAAAUUCUCCAAUCGUGUAGAAUACAAAGAAAUUGAAACCACCCAGAAUCAAGUCAAACCCAAAUUCACACCGGUAUUUAAUAAACCAGAAAGGAGGUUGUCUAUCGCAGAAACAAAUAAUGUUAAAGCAAGGCUUGGUGUUAAAAAUGAUAAAGUUACCAUCACAACUAAUAUUUUCAAGCGGCUAGGAGUGUGAUGAAUAAAAUUGUAAAUAUUUUUUUCACAACAAAUUUUUUACCGGUCGAGGUGGUGCCUAUGGAGAGAUAAAAAUAAAAGUGAAGAUUGCCUGCACCUAAAAUAAAUGUAUCAAAUGAAGAACAAUUUAUAUAUGAAACCGCCCAAAUAAAUAAUUAUGUAUACUGUGAUAUUAUACAUGACGCAUCAUGUAUUAUCUGUAUAUAGUAGUGAUACAUAAUUAAUCUUAGAUGGUUGCAAGUAAGAAUAGUAAAUUGUGAAUUGUUUAAAAAUUUGAACGGAGAAUAGAAAAAAAAUGAGUAGACAUUUUCUUUGAAAUAUAACUUAAAUAAUGGUUCUUAAUAAUAAUAAGUUAUCCUUAGUGUGUUUGGAAUUUAUUUUAUAGUAUUUAUGUAUUGUGAAACGUAUGAUUUAACUUGACAUUUACUGUGUUUAUAACUUGAAAUGGUUGCUAAUGAAAAUGCAUUUCUAUUUUUAACAUUGUUUAAUAGGUAGACUAUUUUUUUAAAUCUUUUUGGAGUGAAACUUCUUUAGGCGCGUUGAGAGUAAAAUUUCUAGGUCUUAAGGAGAGUAAAACUCCAUGUCGGUAUUAACUAUUAACAUGAGGUAAUACCGACAUGGAGUGACGCGACGAUUUUGGUAUUUUUGAAUCGGGCUAAAGAAUUUUCACUUCUGCCAUCCUCGGCACACACCCUUUAUUUUUCUUUACAUCUUCCAUCUCAUUUUGAGGUAUAUUAUUGUAUGUAUAUACCUACUAUGUAAGUCGAUGCAUAAGAACAUUGGCUGUAUUUUGUUUGUAUACUUAAUACCUUUGGUAUAUUUUUUUAAUAUUAUAUUUAAGUGACUGUCUGCGUUAUAUUUGAUCUGUAUUAAGGUAAGGAUGCAAGCAAGGUUACAAUAUGUAAAACUAUAAAAUGUGAACAUGUUUUCUAAAGUGCCUGUAUUGUAAUAUGGUUGCGAUAUUUUAAAUAAGUCAUUUCAAGUAAGCUGAAUGUUGAAUGAAUUCAAGUGUAAAGGAAAAUGCUAAGAAAAUGUGGAAAUUCUGGUCUCUGAAUGAUUCGAAUAGAUGGUAAAUCCAAAAAUACUGUACUACUUUCAAUACACUUACUGGAAAAAAGAAAAUUGGAUAUAUCAAAAUCUAUAUUUUAUUUAAUUUAUAUUUUGGUUGUUAUUAUUGCGGUAUUUUCAUUGUCACUGAUCGCAACAAUAUUAUGGUAGUACAUAUAUACUAGGGAUGUAACGAUACAUGAUUUUGCCGAUACGAUACCGAUACCGAUAUUUGUAGUAAUGUAUCGGCGAUACCGAUACCGAUACCGAUAUUGGUA